UAGGUUGUGUGUGACAACUGAUAACGUUUCGGAAGAACUGUGUUUUGUGGCUGAAAUUUGUCCAAAUGGAACCGAGUUUGGAUUGUAGAACUCCUCCAACAUCACCAGAGCUAAGCCGUUUAAAGACCAAGCGUCGAUGCCCAUUUGGAGAGUCUCCUCAACCUUUGAAGGUCCCGGCGUCUGAAAGCGUAAUGGCGCGCGAUGACAGUUCCACACGUACAACUGAUCAAAGUUCCACGUCAAUCACUGCUUGUGCAUUUGAGGUGCUCAUGAACAGCCAGAGAAGUCAAAGGGAUGCUGUCCAUACUUCUCCACUACAACCAGCUGUGACUAGUUCUUCCUGUCAAUGUUGGAUUUGUCACCAUUAUGGUGAUUCUAUGCCAUGUGCAUUCUGUGAACACAGUGUUUGUGAGAUGUGUGUGCGUCAAUGUGACAGAUGCUUUGGAGUAUUCUGUGCUUUCUGCUCCACUAUCAACUAUGAUAAUCAUGAAGAGCGUCCUUUGUGUCUAACUUGUCACCAUGAGGAGCUGCGCUGGCAGCAAAACAGAGCAGCCCAAGUAGUACAGCAAUCAGGAACUUGGGAAAGGCCAGGGAUGGAGGUCUACAGGCCACUUAUGGCAUAGCACAUCACAUACACACUGCUUUGUAACAUACAUGUAUAUACCACGGACUUUCUACCGGUUUUAUCGUUGAAGACCCUUACUUGGAAGAGCAAUUUUUGUUACCAGUAACCUAACAUCGGUAUGUACAUUCUCCAUACUUUUCUCUAUACAUUUCCUGAGGUGCUGACAAGAAGAAUUUGAUUGAAGUGCUGGUGAUCAUUUCCUUUAUUCUCAUGACCUUCAUGUUUGAUUCAGGGGUGAUAUUGUAAGGAGAAAUUAGAUGCUGGUCACUCUUAAGGGUUAAAGGGUUAAGUUUAUGUUUAUUUGUGAAAUUCAUAUCCCUUAACCCUUUAACUCCCAGAAGUGAUGUUUUAACCUGUAACUUCUCCCAACAAUAUUCAUACAUUAUCCAUCAAACAGGUAAUGAGAAUACUUAAACUUAUCAGGUUGAAGUUGUUAUCUUGAUUUAAAACCAAAUUCUUGUAACUAUUUUACAAGGAAAUGUGUAGCAGCUAGAGGGGAGAAUUAACAAUCAGAUCUGGGAGUUAAAGGGUUACUGGUAAUCCUUUCACUUCAGUGAGAGGAGAUAGUCCUCAGCAUUGACUGGCUAGAACUCUGUGUAAGCUUUUAUACACACUAAGUUGCAUAAAGGUUGUUACCUAAAAAGCCUUUGCAAUGAAUGAUGAGACCCCCCCCCCCUACACCUAUAUGGGUCAGAUGUUAAUAAUCACCACCAUUAGUUGCAUGUGGUGAAUGAUGGAAGCUAUCCAAACUUUGCUGGAAGAAAAGGGUUUUCAUCAAAAAAUAUUUUCCAUGAAUGAGAAGAGAAGUGAAUAUUAGAGGCUUCAAAAUCCCCCUGGCAACUGAACUUUUGAAGAUUGGUUUGUUCAAAUUCCCCCCCCCUCCUGACCUGGGGAAAAAAUUGUGUUCAAAUGCCCCAACCAUCCUAAAGCUUGUAUUCUGCUUGAGAGAUUUGGCACCUCCUUUUCAAUUCCCCACCCCAGCCUGGAAAGGUUCAAAUUCCUCACCCCAUGGGCACAGUUAAAUGCCCAUGGCUUGCCUGGGGAGGGGGAUAUUAAAGCUUUGAAUUGAAUAGGACACUGUAUGUGAACAUUUCCCAUAAAGCUGUUGGGUCUCAUCAUUCAUAGAACAUGCUAUUCAGGUGCCAAUUUUUUUGCAUUUCAGUGUAUGUUUUUGUAUAUGUUUAGCAUUUGCCAUGUCACCAGUAUUUUCUAAAGGUAAAGUAAGUAUUGAUGAAAAAUUUGGCAGACAAGGCUGUAGCAUUUAUUAUUAACGUGAAAGUAUUUUCCCAUAGGGCUUUUAUUCAAAGGUUGAACUUAUUUAAAAAAAUCACAUUUAUUAAA
Messenger RNA from Pocillopora verrucosa, 1966 nucleotides. RefSeq lists its product as uncharacterized. Gene Ontology annotation, molecular function: CD27 receptor binding. The record is from RefSeq and is a predicted model, not a curated record. Lineage: Eukaryota; Metazoa; Cnidaria; Anthozoa; Scleractinia; Pocilloporidae. Gene Ontology annotation, biological process: extrinsic apoptotic signaling pathway.